This is a messenger RNA of Hibiscus syriacus, 612 nucleotides long. Its product is annotated as cyclin-dependent protein kinase inhibitor SMR2-like. NCBI's taxonomy places the organism in Eukaryota, Viridiplantae, Streptophyta, Magnoliopsida, Malvales, Malvaceae. Bases 77 to 457 code for a protein of 126 amino acids. The record is from RefSeq and is a predicted model, not a curated record. Gene Ontology annotation, biological process: regulation of DNA endoreduplication. The transcript has a single exon.
ACGCAAAUUUAAAAAAAAAAAAAUCCUCUCGGCUCAAUAACGAAUCUUUUGCUAUAGAGUUAGCUUCGUCAGCUCCAUGUCCAAGGAUCACCAUGAAAGUAUUCUUCAAGAAGCUCUGCAAAAACUUGAAGAACGCCAACAAGGAGGAGGAGGUGGAGUUAAAGAAGAAGAAAGAGGUUUGGGAGCGAGGGAAGCUGAUGAAGAAGAAGAAGCAAAGGAAAAAGAAGAGUGCAAAACGCCGACGUCGAGUGAUCACAAAAUACCCACCAUUCAAAGCUGUCCGCCGACACCGAAGAAGAAAGUGAGACCGGAUUCUUUCCUCAAGAGGAAGCUAUCGGAACUGCAGUUCUUCGAGACCACGAGAAGGGAGGAGGUGGAGUCGUUUUUCCGAUCAAACUCCGAACCAUUUACUUUCGGUGGCUCUCGAGGUUUCAAGAGGAGAUGCAGAAGUGCUUGAUGAAAUAUUUAUUUAGUUUUGAAUAAACCUAUCAGAUAAUGUAAGCAAUUCCAUUUGCACUUUAGUUUCUUACUAAUAUCAUCUAAUGACCCUUCAUUUGUUCCUCAAAAUCUGCGUUUGAAAAUCAAAGCCAAGCUUCAAUUAUUUAAUAUUCU